This is a messenger RNA of Penicillium lagena, 2619 nucleotides long. RefSeq lists its product as uncharacterized. Gene Ontology annotation, cellular component: chromatin. Gene Ontology annotation, molecular function: zinc ion binding; DNA-binding transcription factor activity, RNA polymerase II-specific; RNA polymerase II cis-regulatory region sequence-specific DNA binding. The coding region runs from base 1 to 2619 and encodes 872 amino acids. The transcript is spliced from 4 exons. Gene Ontology annotation, biological process: DNA-templated transcription; regulation of transcription by RNA polymerase II. Lineage: Eukaryota; Fungi; Ascomycota; Eurotiomycetes; Eurotiales; Aspergillaceae. The record is from RefSeq and is a predicted model, not a curated record.
AUGGACGACAAGGACGAGGUCAAGAUCAAGAAGAAACAGGUGCACCGCAAGUCCCUCUCCUGCGAGUACUGCAGCCGCUCCUUUGCCCGGCUGGAACAUCUCCAACGGCAUCUCCGCACCCAUACGAAGGAGAAGCCCUUCUCAUGUGACAUCUGCUCCAAGUCCUUUGCCCGCAGCGAUCUCCUGGUGCGCCAUGAACGUCUAGUCCAUCCCGCCGAGAGUGCCGCCAACCGCGAGCAUCGCGCACAGCACAAUGGCCACGAGAACCACCACCAACGCCACCAUGAUCUCCCCAUCCAACCCAGCAUCAUUCAUCCCCCGCAUCACGAGUCGCGCAUGCUAGAGUUGGCCGAUGCCAUCCCCGUCCACACCCAGCCCGUGCCUCCCCCGCCCCCGCCAGAAAUCUCGGUCCAGACACCAUCGAUCGUCGAUACACCGCACUUCAAUCCGUCCUGGGGAUAUGACCUGAAUCUGCUGUCGCAUGCGGCGAGCCAUGUGGCUCUGGAGGGCCAACAGGAAGGCCUGGAGUCGAUGAGGAAACCCACGCACUCGGCCAGCCAGUCGUCACAGCCACUUCCACAGGCCCAGGAACGAACCAUCACAGACAAUUACGGGGUCGAACCCUCGAUGCUCGACCUCACGGACCUAGGAGAUCCCGUUCAAGAUUUCACGGUCUUUCUGGAAAGCGUCGGGCUGUCCUCGGAUUGGGACUCGGGGGUAUUCUCAUCGGUGGAGGAACCGAUGCUGCCGCAAAACAUGGCGAUCGACUCCAAACCACCGAUGAUGAAUGACCCGCGGGUGACCGAUGACCCGCCAUCGUUUUCGAAUUUCGGGUCUCGGUUGCCUUCGCUCCAGCCGGAAUCCCACGAGAUUGACGACCGCGUUGGCCUGUCGGAUGACAGCCCCCGACCGGCAUGGGAUAUCUCUAAUUCGGACCGGCAAGUCUUCAUCUCAAAGCUCGAAGAGUUCUCCUAUAUUCUCCCCAAGAGCUUUGUUUACCCAUCACGACAUGCGCUAUCUCGGUUCUUCGCCGGGUAUAUUAAUGGACUGAAUGAACAUCUUCCAUUUGUACACGUUCCCACGCUUUCGAUUGCCAAAUGUUCACCGGAGCUGACGCUAGCGCUGGCCGCAGCUGGCUCCCACUACCGCUUCGAAAACAAUCGCGGGAUUGACCUAUUUUAUGCGUCCAAGGCGAUUCUUCUGGAGCGCUUGCGCCGCAGAGACAGCAAGCAAGUGGCUUAUCCAUCAUGGAACUAUUUCUCUCCCCCAACCGGAGUCCCCAACUCGCGUGGAUCAUCCAUGCUCUCCAAUACGGCCAGCAGCCCGUUCCAGCAGCACCAUCAGCAGAUGCCGAAUCCUCAAGUGUUCUCGUCCAUAUAUAUGCUGGAUGAUUCAGACGCACAUAUGGAGGUCAUUCGGACGUUCUUGCUGCUGACCGUAUUCGCAUCCUGGGAGCGACAUCCGGAACUCCUGCGGGAGAUUCUUUCGCUCCAGAGCACUUUGGCCAGACUCGUUCGAGAACACGGCUUAUCCGAACCCGCUCCUACGCUAGACCCAAUCACCUGGGAAGAAUGGUCACGAAGAGAAGGCAAUCGACGAACGAAACUCAUCGUGUACUGUUUCUUUAACCUUCACUCGAUCAUGUACAACAUCCCGCCCCUGAUUUUGAACGGGGAGCUGAAGUUGAACAUGCCCUGUUCGCAUGAGCUUUGGAAAGCCAACAAUGCCACUCAAUGGCGACGAGCGCAUCGGUACCGGCUAGGGUCCGACGUGCCCUUCCAGGAAGCGUUCGCCCGGCUUUUCAUGAAGUCAGCCACGUCUGUCCCCUCGGCACCUAUCUCGCCUCUGGGCAACUAUAUCCUUAUCCACGCUCUUAUUCAACAAAUCUUCUUUGCGCGGCAACUAUGUCUUUCCGCUCCGACAAUGCAAGGAACCAGCUUGAGACAGGAAGAUUUGAACGUGCUGGACGGUUCUCUCGGUGCCUGGAAAGCUCUGUGGAAACGCACGCCUGAAUCCAGCAUCGACCCUCAAAAUCCCGCGGGCCCUAUUGCCUUCACAUCCACCGCUCUCCUGGGCCUUGCGUACAUCCGCCUGCACGUCGAUCUCGGCCCCUGUCGCCACCUCAUUACCCAAGACCCAUUGCAAAUCGCAAGCGCACUAAGCUCCUCGCCUCCCAUUGCCCGCAGCCCACGUCUAAUCAUGGCCCUCCUCCACUCCGCCCACGCUCUUUCCAUUCCCGUUCGUCUGGGCAUCGACUUUGUGGCCCGAACCCACUCCUUCUUCUGGAGCAUCCAGCACUCCCUCUGCAGUCUUGAAUGCGCAUUCCUGCUCAGCCGUUGGCUCCUCGCCAUCCCCGCAACGCAACCCGAGCAGCGCCUGUCCGAGCACGAGCGCAAACUCCUCCUGUGGAUCAAGAGCAUGAUGGACGAAACAGACAUGGCUGUUGAUCCGCCCGGUGCUCCUGACCCGGAAUUCGUGGCUAAUCCUUACAAGGUCCGCCAGCUUAGCGUGGCCAUCGUCCGCGUCUGGGCGAGGACUUUCAAGGGGAAUACCAGCUGGGCUAUUGUCGACCUGGUUGGAUCUAGCUUGGAUGCUUAUGCUGAUCUCCUGGAGAGCUGA